AUGAUUGAUGUUAUCAAAUCAUGCGUGAAUCAAUUUUCAAAUAACUUGCAAUUUAAUUAUGUUAAUCCGAAUGAUAUAUCACAGUUACAUCAAUAUUUUCCAAGUGCUCAUAUUAUUUUUGGUGAACCAUUAACAUUUAUACCUUUUAUAAAUCAAUCUUUUACAACAAAUUUAAAAUGGUUCCAAUCAACGUAUGCUGGUGUUGAUGCCAUCGUGAAAAAAUCAAAAAAUAAUAACUACAUUGUAACACGAGCUCCUGUUUUUGGUCAACAUAUGUCUGAAUAUUGUCUGGGUCACAUUAUUUCGCAUGAACGACAUUUUCCUUUAUUACGUGAAGCACAAUUGAAUAAACAAUGGCUAACAUGUUCUUAUCGAUUGCUAUCCAGUUUACGUGUUGGUAUAAUGGGUGCAAGUGGUGAAAUAGGACAAUCAUUAGCACGUACAUGUAAACAUUUUGGUAUGUACGUUAAAGGAUUAGCUAAUUCACAACAAAACACAAAUGAAUUUGUUGAUAAAUGGUACCAGAGUAUUCCAACAACUGCAACAUUUGGUAUUCCUCGUGAAUUUUUAAUUAAUCUUGACUACUUAAUAUCAACUUUGCCAUCAACAUCACAAACAAAAAAUAUGUUAUCUGGUGACGUCCUGUCAGUAUGUAAUGGUUCAAAUACGGUGUUUAUUAAUAUUGGUAGAGGUGAUAUUAUUGACGAACAAUCAUUAGUCAAUGCAUUAAAUAACAAUUAUAUCACACAUGCUAUUUUAGAUGUAUUUAUUGAUGAACCAUUACCUGUAACAUCUAGAUUAUAUGAUUUAGGUACACACAAGAUACAAAUAACACCACAUAUUAGCGCAUCAAGCUCAGUUGCUUCAUAUGAUAUUGCACAAAUAUUUAUUCGGAAUUUAAAACGAUAUAUAAAUGGUGAAUCAUUGCUGUUUGUUGUAGACUGGAAAAAAGGUUAUUAA
This is a messenger RNA of Didymodactylos carnosus, 960 nucleotides long. The record is from the annotation of a GenBank genome assembly. Lineage: Eukaryota; Metazoa; Rotifera; Eurotatoria; Philodinida; Philodinidae.